This is a messenger RNA of Dicentrarchus labrax (European seabass), 10371 nucleotides long. It is a transcript of the gene ranbp2, whose product is annotated as RAN binding protein 2. The coding region runs from base 175 to 9537 and encodes 3120 amino acids. Gene Ontology annotation, biological process: NLS-bearing protein import into nucleus; protein peptidyl-prolyl isomerization; protein folding. Gene Ontology annotation, cellular component: cytoplasm; nuclear pore. NCBI's taxonomy places the organism in Eukaryota, Metazoa, Chordata, Actinopteri, Moronidae. The transcript is spliced from 30 exons. Gene Ontology annotation, molecular function: protein binding; GTPase activator activity; peptidyl-prolyl cis-trans isomerase activity. The record is from RefSeq and is a predicted model, not a curated record.
CGAGACUGCGCAGUAGCGCCAUCAUGGGGAGUUAACGCCGUGGACUGACAGUCGAGGCGAUAAUAAUUCAUGUCAAGUUUUUUUAAAUAUAAAUAUAUAUAUAUAUACUUUUGUGAAUCGGCCGGUACUUCUACGCGGAGCCGUUGCUAGGAGCGCCGGUAUCUCGUGGGAGCUAUGCGGCGGAGUAAGGCCGAAGUGGACCGUUACGUCUCCACAGUAACGAGCUCCUCUCCCUCACUCAAAGAGAAGCCAGUCAAAGGGUUUUUAUUUGCUAAAUUGUACUUCGAAGCGAAGGAAUAUGAACUUGCAAAAAGGCAUGUAUCAGAGUAUCUGAAAGUCCAGGAGAGAGAUCCCAAAGCACACAAAUUCCUUGGACAGCUCUACGAGAGAGAGGGAGACAUCAACAAGGCAGUAGGAUGUUACAAGCGGUCAGUGGACUUGAACCCGGCCCAGAGGGACCUGGUGUUGAAGGUGGCUGAGUUGCUGGUCAGUAAGGAGGAAUGUGACAGCAGAGCAGAGUUCUGGGUGGAGAAAGCUAACAAGCUGCUGCCAGGAAACCCUGCAGUCUUCAACCUGAAGGAGCGGUUGUUGAGUCGUCAGGGUCAGCAGGGUUGGAACCGGUUGUUCGACCUCCUCCAGGCCGAGCUGGCAGCGAGGCCAGCUGACGCUCAUGUAAACGUGAAGCUGGUGCAGCUGUUCUGCCAGGACGGACGGCUGGAGGAAGCCGUUAAACACUGCCUGGCUGCUGAGAAAAGGGGCGUGCUGAGCCACAGUUUGGCCUGGUACACAGUGGUGUUGCACACACUGCAGGAGUAUCUAGCUCAGCCCAGCGUCUCUAGUAAUGAGAAGAUGUAUCGGCGUCUCCAGAGGGAGCUGCUACUGGCCCACUGCAACUUGCUGAGAAUCACACUGUCUGAGAGCAGCAUGCAGCCCAGCCUUGAUGCCCUCAGAGGAUUUGACAAAGCUAUGCAGACACUGAGCAGCGUUGCUUGCCGCCACUCAGACGAUCUUUGUGAGGUGUUUGUGGAGAUGAGAGGUCACCUCUACAUGCAUGCUGCCACACUGCUGUUGAAGCUGGCUCAGGAUCGCCAACACACGUGGAGGGCCGUCAUUGACCUGGCCGCACUGUGCUACCUGCUGGCGUACCAGGUCCCCAGACCAAAGGCUAAAGUGACCAAAAGAGACCAGUCAGCCCCACAGCUUCUGGAGCUGCUGGCCAACGACCGACAGAGUCAGGCCGGCCACAUGUUGCUAAAUCUGAGCACGGAUUCAACCACCUUGAUCAGAGAGGUGGUGGAGGCGUUUGGGAACCGUAGCGGUCAGGAUUCUCUGUUUGAACUCCUGUUUGGACCACAAGCCUCCACUGGAUCUUCCUUUAUUGCCAACGAUGACAUUCGUUCCAUUACGACCACGGCUCCAGAGCUCUCUCAGCUGGCCAAAUGGGAUGCUGGCUCCAUCCUGCGGCACGGUGGUGACCUGCAACAUCUAAGCUGGCUGGGACUACAGUGGACCCUUCUGGCCCAAAGACCGGCCCUGCGGGACUGGCUGCAGCAGCUAUUUCCCAGGCUUACUCUGGAAACCUCCAAACUGGACACCAACGCACCAGAGUCCAUCUGCCUGCUGGACCUGGAGGUGUUUUUAUGUGGGGUGGUGUUCUGUAGCCACUGUCAGCUCCAGGAGACGGCGAAGAUCAGCAGUGGAGCGAACCAGCAGCAACAACAGCAGCUCUAUGAGCCUCGCUGCCUCCCUCUUCCCCUCCUCCGUCUCCUGACCACUGACAGGCAGAGAGAGUGGUGGGAUGCCAUCUACAGCCUCAUUCACAAACAAGCAGCUCCUGGCAUGUCAGCCAAACUGCGGAUGAUUGUGCAGCAUGGACUGAAUACUCUGAGGGCUGGAGAGAAAAAUGGACUCCAACCAGCGCUGGCCAUCCACUGGGCUCAGUGUCUCAGCCAGACGGGAGAUGGAGUGAACUCGUACUACGACCAGAAGGAGUACAUCAGCCGCAGUGUCCACUACUGGAAAUUUGUACUUCCACUGUUGGAAAAGAUCAAAAACAGACGCAGUAUACCAGAACCACUUGAACCCCUCUUCAUGCACUUUCACUCCAAAGAUAUUCAGAUCUCUUCUGUUAGGGGUUAUGAGGAGGAAGCCAAGAUAGCAUAUGCGGCUCUUCUUGACAUCGAAGGCAAGACGGAGGAAGCCAUCGCUACCCUGGAAACCAUCAAUAACAUGUCAUCCAUCUGGCAUCUGGCACAGAUCUACCAGCGUUUAUCGGAGGAGGCCAGCAACGGGGUGGAGGAGACCCAAGACAGAUGCAUCACUUUUCUGAGAAAGUUCAGGACGUACUUGUCAAAGAUCUAUAACGCUAAUGCCGAUGACAUUGAGAAGCUGCCUGUUUCCAUGGAGGAAGUUGUGGACCUUCUGAAUGAUGUGAACCAGCAGCUGGGGGAGAGUGGGGAGGCCAUGGAUGAGGAGGAAGAGAAGGAGGAUGAGGUUCGAAGAGGGCCGGCCCACUCCAGCCCUGCUCAUCUCACAGAAACCUCUGCUACCAUAUCCCACAUAAAGUUUUCUACUCCCUCUCCAAACAAAAGCAUCGUCUCUCCUUCCAAAAGACACUUGAUUUCUCCCAAGACACCACCUCACUGGGUGGAGGACCAGAAAAGUCUCCUCCAAAUGCUGUGUCAGCAAGUUGAAGCCCUCAAGAAUGAGGUCCAUGAUCUGAGACACAACUCUUCAGGGAACCCUGGCUCCCCUCAUCACAAAAUGUAUGGUGAGAGCUACGGGGCUGAGGGCCUACAGGAGCCUUUCACCCCGGUCCCGUCCUACCACGGCGCCCCCCUAACAGUUGCCACUACAGGCCCCUCUGUGUACUACAAUCAGUCUCCAGCUUAUAACUCUCAGUAUCUCCUGCGUACAGCAGCAAAUGUAACCCCGACCAAGGGCCCUUUGUAUGGUAUGAACCGUAUGCCACCUCAGCAGCAUAUGUAUGCCUACCAGCAGCCCACUCAUACGCCUCCAUUGCAAACACCGUCAGCCUGCAUUUAUCCUCCUCAAGAACAGGUGCCCUUUGGUGCCCCUCUUCGAUUUGAAUCACCAGCCACGAGCCUUCUUUCCCCAUAUAGUGAGGAAUACUAUGGCCAAAGUGUAACCCCACAAGCCCCUAACCCUCCCCUGCCUGAACCUGGAUACUUUACCAAGCCAUCUGUAGUCCCUGUUCAGCCACCAAAGAGCAUUGAGGGGAAGCCGAUGGACUUUGGGAAGCUCUCCUUCAGCCAGCAGGCACCCGCUGAAGUCCCCAAAGUGCCUAGUUUUGGAGCAGCUGCAGUUGCUCAGUCAACGCCCUCAGCUGCUUUUAAAUUCACCUCCAACUUUAAAUCCAACGAUGGAGAUUUCACUUUCUCAGCUUCCCAGGCCAAGCACAGUGAAAGUCUUCUCGGUCUUCUCACGUCAGACAUUCCCACUAAAACAGAUACCACUCCAGAGAAGCAUGCAGGACAGGAGCAGCUCCCCAGCCAAACGGAUAUCUUCACCUUUGGCAAUAAAAAUGUUACUGGCUUUUUUGGAAAGGUGGAGCAGCCAUUUAAAUUUGGGGAUGCCACCACGAUGGUUCCUAAACCUGCAUUAGAAGAGGAAAGAGCAGCAGAGAGUGACAAUGACAGCACUCAUGUUGAGGAAGAUGAGGAUGGUCCUCACUUUGAACCCAUUGUACCACUUCCUGAUAAAGUAGAUGUGAAAACAGGAGAAGAGGAGGAGGAGGAAAUGUUUUGCAACAGGGCGAAGCUGUAUCGAUUUGACGCAGAGACAAAAGAGUGGAAGGAGCGGGGCAUUGGUAAUGUUAAAAUCCUAAUGCACAGCACUAAAGGGAAGGUCCGCCUCUUAAUGAGAAGGGAACAGGUCCUUAAGAUCUGUGCAAAUCACUACAUCAAUGCCGAUAUGCUACUGAAACCGAAUGCUGGCUCUGACAAAUCCUGGGUCUGGAAUGCCAUUGAUUAUGCGGAUGAAGAGCCCAAGCCCGAGCAGCUGGCAAUCCGCUUCAAAACAGUAGACGAGGCUUCACUUUUCAAAGCAAAGUUUGAGGAAGCCCAGAAAAUUGUGCUCAAAUCACCAGAAAAGCGCGAUCAACAGGAGAAGAAAGAGGAAACUCCAAAUGUUUCUGAAUCACUGGCAGCCCAGUUUGCUCUUAAAGCAGGGGAAUGGGAGUGCGAUGUAUGCUGUGUAAGAAAUAAACCCACGAAUACGCGAUGUGCCGCUUGUCAAACUGCCAAUCCCAAUUCUUCAUCCAAGCCGGACAUUCCGGCUGCUGGUGAAACCAAAGCCAGUCCCUUUACUUUCAAAUUUGGGACUGAUUCAUCAAAACCCAGUAGUUCUGGCUCUCCAUUUACUGGAUUUGGUGCUUUUGGAGCUUCUAUACCUUCUUCUUUUACAUUCGGCACCUCAAAACCUGCUGACACAGUACCUAGUGCGUUUGCCUCUGGCUUUGGGGCUGGGUUCGGCAAGAAACCAGGACAGUGGGACUGUGACAUGUGUUCUAAAAGAAAUGAGGCCUCUGAAGACAGUUGUGUUUCUUGUAAAGCUCUUAAACCAUCACUUAAAACAGCUACAACAGCACAAGCGGCACCAGCUGCAGAGGCACCUGCAGUGCAGCCUUCUAUAUCUGCUGUUGUCUCUGGGCUUGCCCAGUUUAGUAAGAAGCCCGGGCAGUGGGACUGUGAUAUGUGCGAAGUAAGAAAUGAAGCCUCUUCUAAUAAAUGUGUCUCCUGUGGAACCCCCAACCCUGCUGCUAAGUCAACAGCAGGGGCUCCGAUAGCGUCAAAUCUGCCAGCAGUUCCAGGAUUUGUGGCUGAAUUAGUAAAAAAGGAUGGGAUGUGGGACUGCAAUGCCUGUCUAGUUAGAAAUGAUGCAUCAGCUACUGAAUGUGUUUCCUGCCACACCCCAAAUGACACUCCCUCUUUAGAAGCUAAGUUUGCCAAGAAGGAUGGACAAUGGGAUUGUGACACUUGUCUGGUGAGAAACGAUGCCUCUGUCAGUAAGUGUUUGGCCUGUGAGACACCAAAUCCAAAUGCUAAAAGCACAACCAGCACUGCUCCCUCUGCCUCCACAUUCAGCUUUUCCUUUGGAACCAAGAGUUCAUCAAGCCAGCCUGCUGGAACUGGAUUUACAAUGCCUUUUGAAAGUGGCAGCACUUUUCAGUUUGGACAAAGCAAAGAUAAAGUCUCAGCUGCUUCUUUCAAGUUUGAAGUUCCUCAGUCUUCAUCUAGUACCACAAGUUCUUCAGCGUUUUCUUUCUCAAUGCCCAUUCCAGCUGGUGGCUUCAAGUUUGGUGUUCAGGACCCUGCAAAAGAAACCCCCUCGACUGCUAGUCCAACACCUGCAUCAGGGUCAGCCUCCAGUUUUCUUAAAAGCAUAGCUGAUAAACACAAGGAAAAAGAAAAUGUGCCUACGCCCUUAGUGGACCACACACAAGAAGAUGAAAAUCCAUUAGUUGCUGGUAAAACCAAUACAUGCAGCUUUGCAGACUUGGCACAGUCCUCUGAAGGAGAUUUCCAGUUUGGCCAUACCGACCCAAAUUUCAAAGGUUUCUCUGGGGCUGGUGAACAGUUGUUCGCAUCAAUACAGGCAACCCCCACCAAGACGGAUGCCUCAAAUGAGCUGGAAGAUGACGACAUGUAUAAAACUGAGGAAAAUGAUGAUAUCCAGUUUGAACCAGUGGUCCAGAUGCCUGAUAAGGUGGACCUGGUGACAGGGGAGGAGGAUGAACUGGUUCUUUAUUCUCAGCGUGUCAAACUGUUCAGAUUUGACUCCAACACCAGUCAGUGGAAAGAGCGAGGUGUAGGAGUCCUUAAAUUUCUGAAAAACACCUCUAAUGGCCGACUAAGGGUACUGAUGAGGAGAGAGCAGGUUCUGAAGGUGUGUGCCAACCACUGGAUCACCACCACCAUGAAUCUGAAGCCCCUGGCAGGCUCAGACAAAGCAUGGAUUUGGUUGGCCAAUGACUUCUCUGAUGGAGAUGCUAAACUUGAACAGUUGGCUGCAAAGUUUAAGAGCCCAGAACUUGCUGAUGAGUUUAAGCAGAAAUUUGAAGAGUGUCAAAGACUUCUCUUGGAUAUCCCGCUACAAACCCCACACAAGCUUGUUGACACAGGCAGAACAGCACACCUCAUUCAGAAAGCGGAGGAAAUGAAGUCUGGGUUGAAAGACCUGAAAUUCUUUUUGACCGAUGAGAAAACCAAGAUCAAAGAUGACGACAACCAGGGAGACAUGACAACAUCUAGCAACGUUUCAAGCCUUGUGAUCAAGCCUCACGGGGAAACCACCGGCCCCACCUUGGAGUGGGAUAACUACGACCUAAGAGAAGAGGCUUUAGAUGAUACGGUCGACUCGUCAGUCUAUGCCUCUCCCAUCGCCAGCAGCCCCCUGAGAAAGAACCUUUUCCGCUUUGGAGAAUCUACUGGUGGGUUCAACUUCAGCUUCCAGCCUGGCAUCAGCCCCUCAAAGUCUCCAGCUAAGCUUAACCAGAGCAGAGCCUCGGUGGGUACUGAUGACGAGCAGGAUGUAACUCAGGAUGAGGAGAGGGAUGGCCAGUACUUUGAGCCUGUAGUCCCUUUGCCUGACCUGGUGGAGAUUUCUACAGGAGAGGAGAGUGAACUGGUGGUCUUCAGUCACAGGGCCAAGCUGUAUCGAUAUGAUAAGGAACUGGGUCAGUGGAAGGAAAGGGGUAUCGGAGACCUCAAGAUCUUGCAGAAUUACGACUCCAAACGAGUGAGGUUGAUAAUGAGGAGAGACCAGGUACUCAAGAUCUGUGCCAACCACUGGGUCACAUCAGCCAUGAAACUGGAACCUAUGAAGGGCGCAGAGAAGGCCUGGGUCUGGAGUGCCGUGGACUUUGCUGAAAUAGGAGAGGGUAAUAUUGAGCAGCUUGCUGUGAGAUUCAAGCUUCAGGAAACUGCCAACACAUUCAAACAGGUCUUUGAGGAGGCCAAGGUUGCCCAAGAAAAGAAAGAACUCAUGACUCCAGUGACAUCUAGAGUCGCCACACCUCAAGACAGCGGACCCACGGGAUCUGCACAGACUACUCCAACUGUGUGCGGGAAGGCAGCCAUCGCUGUUCUGGAGGAGACCACAAAGGAACGUACAGAGCUUUCUCCAGAGAUGCAGACAUGUGCAGCUGGGUCUCCAAGUCCAGUCAACCCCUCGAAGACUGUGGUGUCACCCCCUAAGUUUGUCUUUGGCUCUGAUAGCCUGCAGAGGUUCUUUGGCUCUCCUAAAUCUGAAGAAUCUGCAUCCAGUUUGAAAGCCAAAGAUUCUGGAUAUCCUGCCAGUACUACAUCUGCAGUACCUGCAUUCAAAAUCCCAGAGAAAGGGCUGGAUUUUAGGCUUUUCAAAGAUAACCCAAUGGCUUUUUGGACCAGCACAUCAACCACCCAAUUUGAACCCCCAGGGCCACCUCAGGCAGAAGGAGGCAGUUCAUGGUCGGAGGACAACUCAGAGGUGGAGGUUGUGUAUGUCAGGGAACCCACGGCUGAACAGGCAGCUUUAGCCAGGAAGCUCCUGCUGCCUCUCACCUUCUUCUGCUAUCAAAAUGAGCCAGGCUACACCAGCGACGCUGAAACUGAUGACGAGGACUUCGAGUCAGCAGUAAAAGCCUUGAAUGGAAAACUCUACGCUGAUCCUCCUGAGAAGAAGGCAGCAGCAUGUGGUGAUGAGUCAGACUGCCAGGUGGUUUGGGAGAAGAAGCCGACACCGGAGGAGGAAGAGAAGGCCAAAAGCCUCCAGCUUCCACCCACCUUCUUCUGCGGCCUGAGCAUCACAGACAGCGACCCUGACCCCGACCACGACAAGCCCGAAGACUUUGAGACGGAAGUCCGCAAGGCACAGCAAGACCUGGAUGCUGAGUUAAACCAAGUUGAUAAGGCCCCCAGCAGCCACGCAGUAGCCCUAGAAGAAGAGCCGACGGAGAGCCCGUCAUCCAGCAUCGGCGUAGAAGCUGCGGCCGGCGUAGAAGCUGCAGUCAGCACGUCUACACCGGAGGAGCAGACCUCAGAGCAGCCAGCAGAGACUCAGAGUGAAGCUCCUAGCAGCAGCUCUCCCAUUGACCUUUCAACUAAGAAGAGCCCAGAGCCGGAGUCCAACACUGGGCCUGCAGCUCCUCCUGCAGCUCCUCCUGCAGCUCCUCUUGCAGCUCCUCUUGCAGCUCCUCUUGCAGCUCCUCUUGCAGCUCCUCUUGCAGCUCCUCUUGCAGCUCCUCCUGCAGCUCCUCCUGCAGCUCCUCCUGCAGCUCUUCCUGCAGCUCUUCCUGCAGCUCUUCCUGCAGCUCUUCCUGCCCCUCCAGCUCCUGCUACAACCAUGAGUCAAGCAGAGCUCUCCAACUUUGGCUUCAACACACUGGGAGGCUUCUCUUUUGCUGACUUGGCCCAAAACACAGAAGGAUUUGCGUUUGGAGCUCAAGACUCCAACUUUGCGUGGGCAAAUGCUGGAGCAACAGUGUUUGGGUCCGCGGGGACCUCGGCUCCAAAAAACAACGGCAAUGAGGAGGGCAGCGAUGAAGAGGAUGCUUCUAAUAAUGUGGACAUUCACUUUGAGCCAAUAGUGUCACUGCCAGAGGUGGAGACAAAGUCCGGAGAGGAGGACGAGGAAAUCCUGUUCAAAGAGCGUGCCAAGCUCUACCGAUGGGACCGAGACCUCGGCCAGUGGAAGGAGCGUGGAAUCGGUGACCUCAAGAUCCUCUUCCACCCAGCCAAACAUUUCUACCGAAUCCUGAUGAGAAGAGAGCAGGUGCUGAGGGUUUGUGCCAACCACACCAUCUCUCAGGCGAUGGAACUCAAACCCAUGAACGCCUCAGCCAACGCGCUGAUCUGGAUCGCCACCGACUACUCAGACGGCGACGGCAUAGUGGAGCAGCUGGCGGCCAAGUUCAAAACCCCCGAGAUAGCCGAAUCCUUCAAGAAGACUUUUUGCGCCUGUCAGAGCCGCAUGGGCCAAACCGACGGCGACGCCUCGUUUAUCUCCUCGCCGCAGAUGUCCCGAGUUCAGGAGCACUCCAGAGACACUAACCCGCGGGUGUUCCUCAAAGUGGCAGCCGACGGCGAAACGCUCGGCACCAUCACCGUAGAGCUUUUCUCGCACAUUGUCCCCAAGACGGCGGAAAACUUCAGGGCUCUCUGCACCAAUGAGAAAGGCUUCGGGUUUCGGGACUCCAUCUUCCACAGAGUCAUACCAUCCUUCAUGUGUCAGGGUGGCGACAUCACCAAAGGCGACGGCACGGGAGGCAAGUCCAUCUACGGCAGCAAGUUCGAGGACGAGAACUUCGACGUUCGGCACACAGGCCCGGGCAUUCUGUCGAUGGCGAAUCGCGGGCGCGACACCAACAACUCGCAGUUCUUCAUCACCCUGAAGAAAGCCGAACACCUGGACUUCAAACACGUGGCUUUCGGCUGGGUUCAGGACGGCAUGGACGUGGUGCAACAGAUGGAAGAGUUCGGCACAAAGACGGGGACGCCCACGAAGAAGCUGGUCGUCACAGACUGUGGACAGCUGUAGCUUCUUUAUUUUAAAAUGUUAAGAUCAAGAUUUACAGCUUGGUUUAGGUUAUAAAAGUUAAAGACUUUGGAUAAUGAUGUGUUUCCUGUGCAGUGCGUAACACUCCUGAUUUAAAAACCAUAGUCGCCGUGAGAAUUAAACGCUGAUCACAGGAACUACUGAUCGAGGCCCUUCGUCGUAGAAACCUCGACUCCAGUAUCCUGAAGUUGUUUUGCUAUCCUAUAACGUAGUCACAAAAUGGGGGGGAACGAGGUUUAAUACGUGGGAGAAGGCAAAACAUUUUUGCUCUGUUGCACUUGCAUCUUUAUCAUCGUCCGUCAAUAAAUUCUCCUCAUGUGUUUAUUUUGUGUGUAUAAUUGUACAUGAACUACUUUUUUAAAUGUCUAUUGUUUUGGGUUUUUUUGUCUUGCAUGUGCUGGUCCUCUUCACAAGCUCCACUCGGGUAUUUUGUUCCCCUUUUUGUUUUUGUUUUGAAGAAGAAGUCUUAACUAUAAUUGAAAGGUGAGGUUGUUAUUUGAAUGCACUUGUUGGUUUAUAACCCCUGCCUUCUCUCCAAAUGCUGCCUCCGUGUACUUUGUACUGUAGGGCUCCCCCUCCCCACCACCACCCUCCCUCCAGUGAUUUGUCUUUGUGUAAGUGGAUUUCACAAUGUGCAGAUAAUUGGACUUAAUACACUUGAGUCGUCUCACUGUGUUGCCCUGUGGACGGAGGGGACGUUACAUCUGGUUUGGAUUUUACAAAAGCAAUCCAUUAUAGUUUGAGAUUAUCACAAAUGGUGCUUAUUGUACCAAAAUAAUAUGCUGAUAAAUGAGAAAUAAAGUUGCUUUACAAGUA